Messenger RNA from Nezara viridula (southern green stink bug), 770 nucleotides. The record is from the annotation of a GenBank genome assembly. NCBI's taxonomy places the organism in Eukaryota, Metazoa, Arthropoda, Insecta, Hemiptera, Pentatomidae.
AUGUACGUCAACUGGAGAAACCCUUCAAAACACAUAAAAAUUAAAUCAUGAACUCAAAAUUUUAAGAAGAUCUGGUCAGCCGAAUUGGGAGGAAAUGUACAUGCACUGUCGUCGAAUAUUACAAGAAUUCAGUGAGUACUCACAACUGCAAGGAGUGACCAGCAGAAGAGCUAGCUCCGACAGUAUCAGUUAUCCGGUUCCAGAGAGAUCCAAGUCUAAAAAAAAGACAAAAAGGCCGAAUUUGAGACCGAAGAUUAUGCCACGUAGUCGCGUGCCACCUCACCUGUGCCCAGCACCAACUCGCCCCCCUCAGCCGUCAUGCUGUCCUUUCAAGGUCCCUCCCCCCAGCGAUGGCAAGUGUCCGGGACCCUGCUCUAGGAGUAAGAUAGGACGCAACGAGGACGAAAUGUCAUAACGAUUACAUUACAACACAAUGUUACGCCAAUUAAAAAUUAUGAACUACACUACACCAUAUUCUUACAAAAUAUACCACAUAUAACAACCCUAAUCUAACAAUUUUUUCUCUUGUUACAUUAGAAAAUAAAAUAACAAAGAUGUUAAAUUAUGCAUAAAGAAAAAGAUAAAUAUAUAAGAAAGAUAUUAGGGACUAUUAAAGUUACAGAAAACUUAAAUAGUACCAUCAUAGAUAUUAAAGUUGAUUCAUAAAAUAUAAAUAAAUCAUGUUAAUUAACAAACUAAGAAAUAAAUAAUGUACAUUCUUCUUUUCCUUGAUUUCUGAUAGCAUAUUUUCAUAAAAUUUAAAGGUUUCC